AUGUGUGGUAAUAAUAGGUCUGUCCCCCUGCUCUCCAAUGCUGCAACUCUUAGAAGAUGAGUGGGAGUGAUUAUUUUUUUACAUGGACUUGGAGACUCCGGUCAUAGCUGGGCUGAUGCCCUUUCUUCCAUCCGCCUCCCCUACAUCAAGUACAUCUGUCCCCAUGCAGCUCGCAUUCCAGUCACACUGAACAUGAAGAUGGUGAUGCCUUCCUGGUCAGACCUGAUGGGCCCAAGUCCCAAUGUCCUGGAAGAUGAAGCUGAGAUCAAGAAAGCAACAGAGAGCAUCCAGGCCUUGACUGCGCAUGAGGUAAAGAACAGGAUUGCACCCAAUCAAAUCAUCCUGGUUGCCUUUUCUCAGGGUGGAGCCCUGGCUCUCUACACAGCUCUCAGCCGCCCACACCCCCUGGCUGGCAUCGUGGCCCUCAGCAGCUCGCUCCCCCUGCAUUUGGGCCUUCGCUCAGGCAGCCAACGGCACUCCCGGGACAUGGCCAUCCUGGGACAUGGGGAGCUGGACCCCAUAUUUCCCAUGCACUUUGGGGCCCUCACCUCUGAGAAACUCAAGUCUGUCGUCCCUCUGGCCAAGGUUCAGUUCAAGACCAGCCCAGGUGUCAUGAACAGCCCCUGUCCCCAGGAGAUGGCGGCUUUGAAGGAAUACAUUGAGAAGUUGCUGCCCCCCAUCUAA
Messenger RNA from Dromiciops gliroides (monito del monte), 684 nucleotides. Its product is annotated as acyl-protein thioesterase 2-like. Gene Ontology annotation, biological process: protein depalmitoylation. The record is from RefSeq and is a predicted model, not a curated record. Gene Ontology annotation, molecular function: palmitoyl-(protein) hydrolase activity; carboxylic ester hydrolase activity. Gene Ontology annotation, cellular component: cytoplasm. NCBI's taxonomy places the organism in Eukaryota, Metazoa, Chordata, Mammalia, Microbiotheria, Microbiotheriidae.